Acipenser ruthenus (sterlet) is the source of this 2176-nucleotide messenger RNA. RefSeq names its product basal body-orientation factor 1-like. Lineage: Eukaryota; Metazoa; Chordata; Actinopteri; Acipenseriformes; Acipenseridae. The record is from RefSeq and is a predicted model, not a curated record. The transcript has 12 exons. Bases 89 to 1765 code for a protein of 558 amino acids.
AUCAUUAGUAAUCAACGUUAAAAAGCAACAGUCCACAAAUAUUAAGCGUCGUUCUAACUUUAGACUAUUUACAAAUUAAUUUAAGGCAAUGUCAGGUUGUAUAAAUAACCCCAGCACACCUGAACUUUGUAUAUGUCUGGGGGUAAUUUGUAAUUUCUGGAAAACGGAAGGCAACAGCAGCGCCGUUUUGAGCUGCAAGAAGCUGUUUCCAUGGCGUCAACCUCAAUGCAGCAAAGGAAAGAAAGGGGGGAAGCCAGAGUCUAAAAUUGCAGAGGAGUCCGAUGCUGAGAAAGCAAAGGCAAAUGCUGCCCUUUGGGAGGCCAGGCUUGAUAUAACGGAACAGUCCAGAGUGGAAUACAGGGAGGCUGCGAGGAAGCUGGCCAGAGCCAACGAGGAGCUCACCAGCCAGCAGUACCGGGUGGAGAAGGACACUGUGGAGAUCAUUGCCUUUUUGAAGAAGAAGGAGGCUGAAAAAGACGAACAGAUUGAAAAAUUGCAGCAACAGUUGAGAGAUCUGAAAAGGCAGGCAAGAGAAGAGAAGGAGGAGCUGGUCAGCGAUUACACACAACAGCUGAAUGAACUGGAUGAGAAGUUCAAGAAAAAGUCGAAUGAGUUGCGAAUGGUCCAGAGCGAGAUGAAGACCAUCAAGGAGUUCCGGAAGAAAAAGGCUCAGAUGGAGAAGGAGCUUGAGGACAUAAAAGAGAAUUUAUACAUUGCAAAGAAGGAACACAAGGAAAUCGUGGCAAGAAUGGAACACAAGUUCUUUGGAGAAAAACUUCGGCUGGAGAAAGAGGCAGAAAAGAAAAUAGCACAGCUGGCUGAGAGAGCCCACAAUGAAGCUAUUGUCCAGCUGGAUGAUGCUGCUCGCUCUGUCUUCAAGGAGAACGUCAGACUUAAUGAAGCACUGAGCUACCACAUGAAAGAAGCAGAGGAACUGAAGAAAAUGACAGUGAAACUAGCAGAGGAAAACAAAGAUCUUAUACAGAAACAGGUAACCAGCGAGCUGCUUGUUGAGGAGAAAGUCUCUCAAGUGGUACAGCUGAAAAAAGAGGUUGUGGAGCUGCAGAGGAAAGUGGCGUGUCUGGAGCAGGGCCUGGGCCACAUGGCCUGUGAGUUUGAAGCCGAGACGAACAUGACGCUGCAGAAGGCCCUCAUCUCGACGAAGGCUGGUAAAGUGGAGAUUGACAAACUCCAAAAACUCCUUGACAUGAAGGACCGGGAGAUGAACAGGGUGAAGAAACUGGCGAAAAACAUUGUGGACCAACGUACAGAGGUGGAGCGGUUCUUUCUGGAGGCACUGGACCAUGCAAAGCAGGAGGUCAGAAGCAGCAGGGCACAAUACAAGCAGGCAGCCCAGGUAGCCUAUCAGAGGAAGAUGCAGGAGGCUUAUGCAGGAAAAGAAGAGCAUCCUAAAAUCAGGACUUUCACCAAGAAUGAACACAGCACUAACAACGUGUACCAAGACCUGAGGGAAGCAGAGAACUGGGCAAACGUGCAGAGCAACAGGGUGGACAUUUCUGAACUGACGUGGGAGCAGAAAGAGAAAGUACUGCGGGUAGUCUUUGCUAAAAUGAACGGACUCAAAACAAGGAAACCAACACGAGACCUGUCUUUAUCAGCACCAACUGAAAGAAGCAUUAAAGACAAAGAAGAUCCUGGGUCUCUGAUUCAGGAUAACAACCCAAGUCUGACUUUCAUAACCCAGGCUCCACUGCCUGGGAUCCCUUCUCAGGGAAGCAUUCUCCCAGAUAUUCAGGCUAGCUGACACUGUCAAGAAGGCUUAUAUACCUCAGCCCUAUUCGACUGAACACUCCUGAACUGUACUAAAAAAAUAUACAUAACCUUUAGAUAUUCUAAUACUGGAAAAUAGACUUGUGCAAUUCUUCAUGAAGUGUUCUAUUUUAACCCUUUUUUUUGAAAAAAACAAAUAAAACUAUUGUUUUAUGUUUGUCUACACAAAUAGAUUUAAAAUAUACCAGUAAUUAGAACAUGUAUUUUGUAUACAACAAGCAGUUUCUAAACCUUUCUCAAAUGUCACAAUACAGAUACAAUGUUUUUAUUUUUAGAAAUCAAUUUUAUUUUUGGUCAGAAGUAUUGCAAUAUUCUGGGGACCAAAACCUGUGCAACAAACAAACCAUUUGUUUAAAGUGUGGGAUAGUGUCGCUAUUUCUCACUG